This is a messenger RNA of Phyllostomus discolor (pale spear-nosed bat), 973 nucleotides long. It is a transcript of the gene MYMK, whose product is annotated as myomaker, myoblast fusion factor. Gene Ontology annotation, cellular component: plasma membrane. Lineage: Eukaryota; Metazoa; Chordata; Mammalia; Chiroptera; Phyllostomidae. Bases 285 to 950 code for a protein of 221 amino acids. The transcript has 5 exons. The record is from RefSeq and is a predicted model, not a curated record.
CUGUGAAACAGAAGCGCGGUCUCCUCGAAUUAACUCUGGCCUCUCAGAAAAUAAAAAUAAGAAACUGGAACCUCAGAGACAAGUGCUGGUCACGUGGUGCGUCAGCUGUCGGACCCUCUGCUCGUGCCGCGGGGCGUGCGCCCUCAGAUCCCGGCCUCCCUCUCGGCGCGCACAGCACAGCUGCCCUCGGAGCCGCUCCCGCCCUGGGUUCUCCCGGCCCUGGGGACGCACCCGCGAGGCCAGCAGCCACCCUCCUCCCCGGCCAGUGCCCUCCGCCCCGGCCCAUGGGGACGCUCGUGGCCAAACUGCUCCUGCCCACCCUCAGCAGCCUGGCCUUUCUCCCCACCAUCAGCAUUGCCGCCAAGAGGCGCUUCCACAUGGAGGCCAUGGUCUACCUCUUCACCAUGUUCUUCGUGGCGCUCUUCCACGCCUGCGACGGGCCGGGCCUGGCGGUGCUGUGCUUCCUGCGCCACGACGUCCUGGAGUAUUUCAGCAUCUACGGCACUGCGCUGAGCAUGUGGGUCUCCCUGAUGGCGCUGGCCGACUUCGACGAGCCCAGGAGGUCCACGCUGGUGAUGUUCGGCGUGCUGACCAUCGCCGUCCGCACCUACCACGACCGCCAGGGCUACGGGGUGUACUCGGGCCCCGUGGGCACGGCCGUCCUCAUCAUCACGGCCAAGUGGCUGCGGCAGAUGAAGGAGAAGAGGGGCCUGUACCCCGACAAGAGCGUGUACACCCAGCAGAUCGGCCCCGGCCUCUGCUUCGGGGCGCUGGCUAUGAUGCUGCGCUUCUUCUUCGAGGACUGGGACUACACCUACGUGCACAGCUUCUACCACUGCGCCCUGGCCAUGUGCUUGGUCCUGCUGCUGCCCAAGGCCAACAAGAAGGCCGGCAGCGCGGGGCCGCCGGCCAAGCUGGACUGCCCCACGCUGUGCUGCGCCUGCGUCUGACCGCGCACGCAGCCCACCCCGGC